Penicillium samsonianum is the source of this 1545-nucleotide messenger RNA. RefSeq names its product Major facilitator superfamily domain general substrate transporter. NCBI's taxonomy places the organism in Eukaryota, Fungi, Ascomycota, Eurotiomycetes, Eurotiales, Aspergillaceae. The record is from RefSeq and is a predicted model, not a curated record. The transcript is spliced from 2 exons. Gene Ontology annotation, molecular function: basic amino acid transmembrane transporter activity. Gene Ontology annotation, cellular component: fungal-type vacuole membrane. Bases 1 to 1545 code for a protein of 514 amino acids. Gene Ontology annotation, biological process: basic amino acid transport; transmembrane transport.
AUGCUUCACGGCGCUGAAGUCAUGUCGACCGAACAAACGCCCCUGCUUCCUUCUCCCACACAGGAGCGCGCUCUGAAGUGGACGGUAAUCGCAGCGAUUUUCUCGAGCUCGAUUGCCUCUUUUGUUGCUGCUGCUGCCAGCACCAUAACCUCCACUCUGUCGUCUACGAUUGCGGACGAGUUUCAGUCGCUUGCCAUUAUCUCAUGGCUUGGUGCCGGGUACCUCAUCGGCCUGACCGCGACACAGCCAUUGGUAGGCAAACUCAGUGACAUUUUUGGUCGGAAAGCUAGCUUUGUCUUCGCUACGCUUGUGUUCACUCUUGGGAAUUUGGCCUGCGGAUUCGCCCCUUCGCGCACCAUACUUAUUUUGGGACGGGUCAUUGCGGGUAUUGGCGGCGGUGGCUGCACUUCCAUUUCCACCUUUAUCUCAUCAGACCAUGUCCCACCGAGGUAUCGUGGCAUAUGGCAUAGUAUGUCUAUCGUGGCAUACACCGGGGGCAUGGGCUGUGGAGCGGUAGCCGGUGGUGGGAUCAAUGAUGCUCUGGGCUGGCGGUGGGCGUUUAUUAUGCUUGCCCCCAUCUCGGUCUGCGCUGGUAUUGGUGUGGCUGUUUUCCUGCCCCGGGAAUCGACGGAAAAUGCCAGCUUUCGCGAGCAGCUAGGACGGAUUGACUACGGCGGCUCCAUCACAUUGGUCUCGUCUCUAGCGUUGGUCCUUAUCUAUUUGAACCAUGAAGACGCCCAGGCGGUUGCGCUUCUCCCUCUGGCAGGGCUAUCGCUCGCCCUUUUCAUAACGAUCGAGCUCCGCUUUGCUGAGGAACCAAUCUUUCCCCUGACGAUGUUUGGUACGCCAACGGUUUUAGCAGCAUGCCUCUGCACCGGAUUCAUGUCAGUGACAAUGUACACGUUGAUGUAUUAUGUCCCUCUCUAUUUACAACUGCGGGGACACUCUACCAGUCAAACGGGAAUCCUCAUUCUCCCGGAGCCUGUAGGCGGUGGACUGGGAUCCUCCAUGGUUGGGCUUGUCACAAGUAUCUCUGGCCAGUACUGGUUGCCGAAGACCAUCCAGCCGAUGCUCGUUGUUCUUGGCUCGGUGGGGUUCGUGACGCUCUCUGUGGGCUCGCCAUCCGUCUUGCCUGCAAUCUAUCAGUUUGUUUACGGGUUCGGGUAUGGUGGACUUCUGACCGUACUGUUGCUUGCUUUGCUCAGUGCAGUUCCACACCAUUUGCAGGCCACUUCAACAUCUGUACUACUUACUUUCCGAUCCAUUGGGUCGACGAUCGGACUAUCGGCUGCCGGUGUCAUUUUUCGCAACCGCCUCAACAAACAAGUCACGAGCCCUAGUGAGCACGACCAGUUUCCCUCGCUGAAUUCGACAGUCAGCUACCUCCAGUUGCAUCAAUUCCAUGCUCAGGACGGCGGCGACGAGUUUCAAGAUGGCUAUAUGUAUGCGCUACAUGGCACCUUCCAGCUCGCCGCGGGCUUCGCAAUUGCUGGUUUUAUUUGUGCCAUGUUUAUCAAGAAUUAUAAGCUGAGAUCGACUCUCUAG